Molecule: messenger RNA, 693 nt
Organism: Hydra vulgaris (swiftwater hydra)
Lineage: Eukaryota; Metazoa; Cnidaria; Hydrozoa; Anthoathecata; Hydridae
Source: RefSeq, a predicted model, not a curated record
AGGGACAUUAAGAUUAUUUAAGAUUUCUUGUAUUAAGUGUUUAGACAGAUUCCUUAUUGUAUUUUUAUAUGGAUAACAAAAUUAAUUGCUUCUUUGUAAAUAAUUAUGGAGCUUGUUAUAAACAAUCAUAUACUCGAGAAAGAAAUCUGAUUAAAGAUACUGACAGCAAUGAUCGUAAGCUACUUGAAAAAUGAACAAAUCUGAAACAAGAACAAAUUACUAAUAUAUGCACACACCAUGAUAUGUUAGUUAUAAGAUAUAAAGGUAAUCAGAAAAGUUGCUGUAAUCCAUUUCUGAGUCACCAAAAGGUGUGUAGAGCAUCUCUACUUGUGAUUACAAUGCAUAUUGUGUUAAAAGCAGAAACCAUAGGUUUAAAUCUUAUACCUGGAAAAAAACUGUGUCUAACCUGUCGAAGUAAAGUUAUGAUAUGUUUAUCAAAAAGUAUAAGUGAAAAUAAAAAUGAUGAAGAUUUUGAUAUUGUUAAUGAAGGAUCCAUUCAAAAUAAAAAAGAAAGUGUAGAUACACACUUUGCAUCUGCCGGAAUAUCUCCAAUUAAGGUCAAAGAAUUGCACAAGUCAGGUAAAAUCAGAGGAGGUAAACGAAAAUUGACAGCAUUAACAACCUCCAUUAAAAAAAAGGUAGCCAUUUCCCUUAAUAUAUCAGAAGAAAGUUUUGAAGAAUAGUCAAGUUUUA